Molecule: messenger RNA, 480 nt
Organism: Tilletiaria anomala UBC 951
Lineage: Eukaryota; Fungi; Basidiomycota; Exobasidiomycetes; Georgefischeriales; Tilletiariaceae
Exons: 3
Coding region: 1-480 (159 amino acids)
Source: RefSeq, a predicted model, not a curated record
AUGACGACCUUCACUUCAGAGCUGGGAAGCGCGCCUCUGCGCAGAAGGCGUCGGGAAGAGGAGAUUGAAAGCGCCUAUGAGGUUCAGCGUGCUGCAGCAAUCAAAGGCGCCCUCAUCUGGACGGGGAUAGGAGCGUCGUCCUGUUUUUUCGCCCACAAUCUCUUCCCUGGUUUCCGACGGCAAACGCUGGCGCUCAAGGCAUUUUUGACAUCUGGAGCUACGAUUUUUGGGUUCGUGGUUGGGGCAGAUACUAAGCUUCUCUCUCACGAGUCCCAGCAACGAGCAAGGGAGAGCCGAAUACGGCAAAUGGCCUGCUCAGAACUGGGCAGAAAAGGGAUUGUCGCUUCCGAGGCGGAAAUUGAAAAGUGGAAGGAUACCUUGAGACAAGAGUACCUAGACAAACAGGCGAAACAGCAAGACGCCGUAGACAGGGUGGCUCAUCAGGCCGUUCCCGAAAUGGUGUCGACGUCGCACACCUAG